Molecule: messenger RNA, 5612 nt
Organism: Phaethon lepturus (White-tailed tropicbird)
Lineage: Eukaryota; Metazoa; Chordata; Aves; Phaethontiformes; Phaethontidae
Product: ryanodine receptor 2
Exons: 41
Biological process (GO): intracellular calcium ion homeostasis; calcium ion transport
Cellular component (GO): sarcoplasmic reticulum membrane; calcium channel complex; sarcolemma
Molecular function (GO): calcium ion binding; ryanodine-sensitive calcium-release channel activity
Source: RefSeq, a predicted model, not a curated record
AUCUCUGUAGAUACAGCGCAUGGUUACACUCCUCGAGCAAUUGACAUGAGCAAUGUCACCCUCUCCAGAGACUUACAUGCUAUGGCUGAGAUGAUGGCUGAAAACUACCAUAACAUAUGGGCAAAGAAAAAGAAAAUGGAGCUUGAAGCAAAAGGAGGAGGCAACCAUCCUCUUCUUGUUCCUUAUGAUACACUCACAGCCAAAGAAAAAGCCAAGGACAGGGAAAAAGCACAGGAUAUUUUGAAAUUUCUACAGAUUAAUGGAUAUGUUGUCUCCAGAGGACUUAAGGAUCUGGAAUUAGACACACCUUCCAUUGAGAAACGUUUUGCCUACAGUUUUCUUCAGCAACUUAUAAGAUAUGUGGAUGAAGCUCAUCAGUACAUUCUGGAGUUUGAUGGUGGCAGCAGAGGCAAAGGAGAGCACUUCCCAUAUGAACAAGAAAUCAAGUUUUUUGCAAAAGUUGUGCUCCCUUUGAUUGAUCAGUAUUUUAAAAAUCAUCGCCUGUAUUUCUUAUCUGCAGCAAGUAGGCCUCUCAGCAGUGGAGGCCAUGCUUCUAAUAAAGAGAAAGAAAUGGUGACAAGCCUGUUCUGCAAACUUGGAGUUCUUGUCAGGCAUAGGAUUUCACUGUUUGGAAAUGAUGCAACAUCAAUAGUCAACUGUCUUCACAUACUUGGACAGACCUUGGAUGCGAGGACUGUGAUGAAAACUGGUCUGGAAUCUGUUAAGAUGGCAUUGAGAGCAUUUUUGGACAAUGCUGCUGAGGAUCUGGAGAAAACAAUGGAAAAUCUUAAGCAAGGCCAGUUUACACACAGCAGAAACCAGCCAAAGGGAGUUACACAAAUCAUUAAUUAUACCACAGUUGCUCUCCUGCCGGUGCUAUCUUCAUUAUUUGAGCAUAUUGGACAGCACCAGUUUGGGGAAGAUUUGAUAUUGGAAGACGUUCAGGUUUCCUGUUACAGAAUAUUGGCCAGUUUAUAUGCUCUGGGAACCAGCAAGAGUAUCUAUGUAGAACGGCAACGAUCAGCACUAGGAGAAUGCUUGGCCGCUUUCUCAGGUGCCUUUCCAGUGGCUUUUUUGGAAACUCAUUUGAACAAACAUAAUAUCUACUCAAUUUACAAUACCAAGAAUGCGAGAGACAGAGCAGUUCUCAAUUUGCCUACUAGUGUAGAGGAGGUUUGCCCAAAUAUUCCUUCUUUGGUGAAGCUAAUGGAAGAAAUUGUGGAACUGGCAGAGUCUGGUAUUCGUUACACACAAAUGCCACAUAUCAUGGAAGUAAUACUGCCUAUGCUAUGUAGUUACAUGUCACACUGGUGGGAGCACGGGCCAGAAAACAACCCUGACAAGGCUGAAAUGUGUUGCACAGCCUUGACAUCAGAGCACAUGAACACUCUGUUGGGUAACAUAUUGAAAAUCAUCUAUAACAACCUUGGUAUUGAUGAAGGAGCCUGGAUGAAGAGAUUAGCAGUGUUUUCCCAGCCCAUCAUAAGCAAAGCGAAGCCACAGCUCUUAAAGACACACUUCCUGCCACUGAUGGAUAAGCUAAAGAAAAAAGCAGCAGUGGUUGUAUCGGAUGAAGAACAUCUAAGAGCAGAAGGCAGAGGUGACAUGUCGGAGGCUGAACUGCUCAUCCUAGAUGAGUUCACCACUUUGGCACGGGACCUCUAUGCCUUCUACCCUUUGUUGAUUAGAUUUGUGGACUAUAACAGGGCAAAAUGGCUGAAAGAGCCCAACCCUGAAGCGGAAGAAUUGUUCCGCAUGGUGGCUGAGGUCUUCAUUUACUGGUCAAAGUCUCAUAAUUUCAAAAGGGAAGAGCAGAACUUUGUGGUACAAAAUGAAAUCAACAACAUGUCUUUCCUUAUCAGUGACACCAAGUCGAAGAUGUCCAAGGCAGCAGUUUCUGACCAGGAGAGGAAAAAGAUGAAGAGAAAAGGUGACCGGUACUCUAUGCAGACCUCUCUCAUUGUGGCAGCACUGAAGAGAUUACUUCCCAUUGGCCUAAAUAUUUGUGCUCCUGGAGACCAAGAGCUCAUUGCACUGGCUAAAAAUCGAUUCAGCAUGAAAGAUACUGAUGAUGAAGUACGAGAUAUUAUCCGCAGUAAUCUUCAUCUCCAGGGCAAGCUUGAGGAUCCCGCCAUUAGGUGGCAGAUGGCACUUUACAAAGAUUUACCAAACAGGACUGAAGAUUCCUCAGAUCCAGAGAAGACUGUGGAAAGGGUCCUUGAUAUAGCUAAUGUGCUGUUUCAUCUAGAGCAGGUUGAGCAUCCUCAGCGAUCCAAAAAAGCCGUGUGGCAUAAGCUGCUAUCUAAACAGAGGAAAAGAGCAGUCGUUGCCUGCUUUAGAAUGGCACCAUUGUAUAAUCUGCCAAGGCACCGAGCCGUCAAUCUCUUUCUUCAAGGCUAUGAUAAAUCUUGGAUUGAAACAGAAGAACACUAUUUUGAAGACAAACUCAUAGAAGACUUAGCAAAACCUGGGGAGGAACCACCGGAAGAAGAUGAAAGCCUUAAAAGAGUUGAUCCUUUACAUCAGCUUAUUCUGCUAUUCAGUCGAACAGCCUUAACUGAAAAAUGUAAAUUGGAAGAAGAUUUCCUGUAUAUGGCUUAUGCUGACAUUAUGGCAAAGAGCUGCCAUGAUGAAGAAGAUGAUGAUGGUGAAGAAGAAGUAAAGAGUUUUGAAGUGACAGGAUCACAACGCAGCAAGGAAAAAGAAAUGGAAAAACAAAAACUUCUGUAUCAACAAGCCAGACUGCAUGACCGGGGUGCUGCUGAGAUGGUUCUGCAGACAAUCAGUGCUAGUAAAGGUGAGAUGGGGCCAAUGGUUGCAGCUACGCUAAAGCUAGGGAUUAAAAUGCUUGACUACCUCAAGGAUAAAAAGGAUGUGGGGUUUUUUCAAAGCCUUGCUGGUCUCAUGCAGUCCUGCAGUGUUCUUGACCUAAAUGCAUUUGAACGUCAGAACAAAGCAGAAGGCCUUGGCAUGGUGACUGAAGAGGGAUCAGGAGAAAAGGUGAUGCAGGAUGAUGAGUUCACCUGUGACCUCUUCCGCUUCCUUCAAUUGCUUUGUGAAGGACAUAAUUCAGAUUUUCAGAAUUACUUGAGAACUCAGACUGGUAACAACACAACUGUUAAUAUUAUCAUUUCCACUGUGGAUUACUUACUGAGAGUUCAGGAAUCGAUUAGUGAUUUCUAUUGGUAUUAUUCUGGGAAGGAUGUUAUUGAUGAACAAGGACAACGAAAUUUUUCCAAAGCCAUCCAGGUUGCAAAACAAGUUUUCAAUACUCUUACAGAGUAUAUCCAGGGUCCAUGUACUGGGAAUCAGCAAAGUUUGGCACACAGUAGGCUAUGGGAUGCUGUAGUUGGUUUUCUUCAUGUGUUUGCCCACAUGCAGAUGAAGCUGUCUCAGGAUUCCAGUCAAAUUGAAUUACUAAAGGAAUUAAUGGAUCUUCAGAAGGAUAUGGUUGUCAUGUUGCUGUCUAUGCUGGAAGGCAAUGUUGUGAAUGGAACUAUUGGGAAGCAGAUGGUCGAUAUGCUUGUGGAAUCGUCCAACAAUGUGGAGAUGAUUCUGAAGUUUUUUGAUAUGUUCUUAAAAUUGAAGGAUUUAACUUCCUCAGAUGCAUUCAAAGAAUAUGACCCAGAUGGUAAAGGGAUAAUUUCAAAGAGGGAUUUUCACAAGGCAAUGGAAAGCCAUAAGCAUUACACCCAGUCUGAAACUGAGUUUCUGCUAUCAUGCGCUGAAACAGAUGAGAAUGAAACUCUGGACUAUGAGGAGUUUGUGAAACGAUUCCAUGAACCUGCCAAAGACAUUGGUUUCAAUGUCGCUGUUCUCUUGACCAACCUGUCAGAACACAUGCCCCAUGAUACCCGCUUGCAAACUUUUCUUGAACUGUCAGAGAGUGUGCUGAAUUACUUUCAGCCUUUCCUUGGACGCAUAGAAAUCAUGGGCAGUGCGAAGCGCAUUGAACGAGUUUAUUUUGAAAUAAGUGAGUCAAGUCGUACUCAGUGGGAGAAACCUCAGGUAAAAGAGUCAAAGAGACAAUUUAUAUUUGAUGUUGUAAAUGAAGGUGGGGAGAAAGAAAAGAUGGAGCUUUUUGUUAAUUUCUGCGAGGAUACCAUCUUUGAAAUGCAACUGGCUGCCCAGAUCUCUGAGUCAGAUCUGAAUGAAAGGUCAGCAAAUAAAGAGGAGAAUGAGAAAGAUAAGCCUGAGGAACAGGAUCCUAGAAUGGGUUUCUUCUCUCUCAUGACCAUGAAGUCAGCAUUAGUAGCUCUCAAGUAUAAUUUAAUGACUGUUAUGAAAAUGCUCAGCAUGAAGAGCCUAAAGAAACAGAUGAAAAAAGUGAAGAAAAUGACGAUGAAGGACAUGGUCAUGGCUUUGUUUUCUUCCUAUUGGAGCAUUUUGAGGGGGUUACUACAUUUUGCUUGUAGUGUUGUCCGGGGCUUCUUUCGCAUCAUAUGCAGUUUGCUGCUUGGAGGAAGCCUAGUAGAAGGAGCAAAGAAAAUCAAGGUGGCGGAAUUAUUAGCUAACAUGCCAGAUCCCACUCAGGAUGAGGUGCGUGGGGAAGGAGAAGAGGGGGAGAGGAAGCCAACAGAAGCUGCAUUGCCUACAGAAGACUUGACAGAUCUGAGAACUUUAUCAGAUGAGAGUGAUCUACUCUCAGAUAUAUUUGGUUUGGAUUUGAAACGAGAAGGUGGACAGUAUAAAUUGAUCCCUCACAAUCCAAAUGCUGGUUUGAGUGAUUUACUGAGCACUCCCUCCUUAGCUCCAAUGCCUGAGGUGCAGGAAAAAAUCCAGGAGGAGCAGGUGAAAGAAGAUGAAAAGGAAGAGAAGGAAGAAACAAAAUCUGAACCAGAAAAAGCAGAAGGAGAAGAUGGAGAAAAAGAAGAGAAAGGCAAGGAAGACAAAGGGAAACAGAAGUUAAGACAAGUUCAUACUCACAGAUAUGGAGAACCAGAAGUUCAGGAAUCAGCUUUCUGGAAGAAAAUCAUUGCAUACCAACAGAAGCUUCUUAAUUAUUUUGCCCGAAACUUUUACAACAUGAGGAUGUUGGCGUUGUUUGUUGCUUUUGCCAUCAACUUCAUCCUGCUUUUCUAUAAGGUCUCCACCUCUGCUGUGACAGAAGAAAAGGAAGUUCCUGUGGUAUCUGCUGGUGAAAGUAUUAAGUUGAACAGCCUGGAAAAUGACAACCAGAGGGUCAUUGCAGUGCAUUAUGUCCUGGAAGAAAGCAGUGGUUACAUGGAGCCCACACUGCGGAUUUUGGCCAUCCUACACACAGUCAUCUCAUUCUUCUGCAUCAUAGGGUAUUACUGUUUGAAAGUUCCACUUGUUAUUUUUAAGAGAGAAAAGGAAGUGGCAAGGAAAUUGGAAUUUGAUGGGCUGUAUAUAACUGAACAGCCAUCAGAAGAUGAUAUUAAGGGACAGUGGGAUAGACUUGUAAUCAAUACACAGUCUUUUCCAAAUAACUAUUGGGACAAAUUUGUGAAAAGAAAGGUCAUGGAUAAGUAUGGUGAGUUCUAUGGUCGUGACAGGAUCAGUGAGUUACUAGGAAUGGACAAAGCUGCUCUCGAUUUUAGUGAUGCUCGAGAAAAGAAGAAACCAAAGAAGGAUAGCUCCUUAUCUGCUGU